CGGGAACGAGUCUCCGAUAUCUUGAGGAGACAUUCUGUACUCUGUGAAAUCCAAAGAAUUGGCACCUGCUCGCCUUAGCGUAUCAUCAGUAUCAUUCAACUGGUCACUUUGGGAAGACAUAUGAUAGCACGCGUUCUAGAGAAUUUCGAAUGCGACCCCAGUUUCACCGGCAGCAACUUCCGCUAUUCUUUCAAGACAGGUAUCUUUGCACUGCUAGACCCCUGGCUAAAGGCGUUUAGUACCCCAAAGCUACUAUCCUUCAGUCAUCCGCCGUUGAGUUCGGAGCCAGGUGCGUGGACCAUCCAUAGUCGCACACCAAGUAGAAGCUUUCAAAGUCUCUCAACUUUCCCCGCAUAGAUCCUCCUCAUUCACCUUUGCCCUUGCUGUUGAACAUGCUCUCAGUUUAUCAUCGGAGCGAGACCAGCAACCAGGUCAUGGUGCUGGGUUUUCUCGUCGUUAUUUCACUUUACCUGGACGUUACUAUUGUACAACUUGCUCGUUACGCGAAAGAUGUCGUGACCGAUAUCCAAUAUACUCCACCGAGACCACUGGAGUCAUACUCAUUGAUAGGGACUGACUUCCCGCCAGUACUACCUGUCAAAAUGGGUCCGGUCAAAAUUGUCGUAGAAGAGAGUGUUCAUUAUGCUCUCACCGGUCCAGAUUCUGCAGACGAAUACUUAUGGACGGCACCUUACGGUGACAAUCACAUCCGGCUUGGCGAAGACUACCGAGCGUUCGCCAUUCCGAUGUUUCACCAGCUCCAUUGCCUGCGGGGGAUACGUGAAGCCCUUGAUCGUGGGCUUGGAGCCAUCCAUGCUGGGCAGGCAGGACACAUCCACCAUUGCUUCAAUUACAUUCGGCAAUGGACUUUGUGUUCUGCGGAUGUCACUCUCGAGCCGGGUGACUUCACACAGAGAAAUUUCACGGCACAGAGGAUGGGGGCCACAUACCUGUAGAGAUUGGCAACCGUUGUAUGAGAGUGUGAACGAGAGGUGGAUCAAAUGGGAAAAGUGGCGCAAGGCCCAAGGGAUCCCAGAUCACGUCGAAUAGUCAAAACAUGUAUGGAAUGAUUUUCUCUCCGAUACAGGUUUCAGAAGUUCAGUUACGUGAGCGUACUCGUAGCUCUCUGGCUGCAUGUCAUGUUCGUGAUGAAGAUGAAAAAUGGUUGUCGUUGUCGGGAAAGAUGUGGACCGCCACGCUGGCGCCAGUGGAAAUCUAGUGGAAAUCGUGAUUUGUGACAACGUGAAUCUACUAGAUUCACCG
Messenger RNA from Somion occarium, 1263 nucleotides. The record is from the annotation of a GenBank genome assembly. NCBI's taxonomy places the organism in Eukaryota, Fungi, Basidiomycota, Agaricomycetes, Polyporales, Cerrenaceae.